GUUUGCCAAGCCAUAGAACAGGCAAGCUUCAAAGAAUUCGACACGCCCAAGAUGAAGCUCACCUCGUCCCUCGCUGUCCUGGCCGCUGCCGGCGCCCAGGCUCACUAUACCUUCCCUAGGGCCGGCACUGGUGGUUCGCUCUCUGGCGAGUGGGAGGUGGUCCGCAUGACCGAGAACCAUUACUCGCACGGCCCGGUCACCGAUGUCACCAGCCCCGAGAUGACCUGCUAUCAGUCCGGCGUGCAGGGUGCGCCCCAGACCGUCCAGGUCAAGGCGGGCUCCCAAUUCACCUUCAGCGUGGAUCCCUCCAUCGGCCACCCCGGCCCUCUCCAGUUCUACAUGGCUAAGGUGCCGUCGGGCCAGACGGCCGCCACCUUUGACGGCACGGGAGCCGUGUGGUUCAAGAUCUACCAAGACGGCCCGAACGGCCUCGGCACCGACAGCAUUACCUGGCCCAGCGCCGGCAAAACCGAGGUCUCGGUCACCAUCCCCAGCUGCAUCGAGGAUGGCGAGUACCUGCUCCGGGUCGAGCACAUCGCGCUCCACAGCGCCAGCAGCGUGGGCGGCGCCCAGUUCUACAUCGCCUGCGCCCAGCUCUCCGUCACCGGCGGCUCCGGCACCCUCAACACGGGCUCGCUCGUCUCCCUGCCCGGCGCCUACAAGGCCACCGACCCGGGCAUCCUCUUCCAGCUCUACUGGCCCAUCCCGACCGAGUACAUCAACCCCGGCCCGGCCCCCGUCUCUUGCUAAGCGGACGGCUCGCUCGGUGGGUUUCAUGAUGGUAUCAGGUGCGGGACUCGGGGUUAAAGUGAGAGAGAGAGCAAGUCAGGUGAAGAUGGCAGGGAGGGGAAAGGGGUGCAGGAGGGAAGAAUGGAUCGAGCCCCUGAGAGGUGGCUCACUAUUAUCGUUCGGUUGUAUAUAUUGUGUCUUUGAAGGACGAUGUAAAUAUGGGAUUGAAUGACAUGCGACAAACUCCAGUCUAUCUGCGUCG
This is a messenger RNA of Thermothelomyces thermophilus ATCC 42464, 991 nucleotides long. RefSeq names its product glycoside hydrolase family 61 protein. The record is from RefSeq and is a predicted model, not a curated record. NCBI's taxonomy places the organism in Eukaryota, Fungi, Ascomycota, Sordariomycetes, Sordariales, Chaetomiaceae. The transcript is spliced from 3 exons. Bases 52 to 750 code for a protein of 232 amino acids.